Messenger RNA from Penicillium brevicompactum, 459 nucleotides. RefSeq lists its product as uncharacterized. NCBI's taxonomy places the organism in Eukaryota, Fungi, Ascomycota, Eurotiomycetes, Eurotiales, Aspergillaceae. Bases 1 to 459 code for a protein of 152 amino acids. The transcript has a single exon. The record is from RefSeq and is a predicted model, not a curated record.
AUGACAGACUGGGGAUCGGAUUCAACUUCAACAAGUUCCUCGGGAUCUUCACAUGUAUUGCCUAAGGAACCAUCACCGUCAACUACACUUCAAACACCACAGCCAAGUGCCACCGAUACGGGGAAAUCCAACUCGUCAACAUCCCCGGGUGCGAUCGCAGGCGGAGUUGUUGGGGGUCUUGUGGGAGGCGCUGCUAUCGCCGCCGCCGCCAUCUUUUUCUUCUUGCGGAGGAAGAAGAAGAUUCACCAGGAGAACGAACCGUUGGAGGAACUACAAGAGACUGGUUAUCAAGCUGUUCCUCAAAACCAGUUGCGUCACUCAAGCUGGCUCAUGCCACACGUUGCGGAGCCUGAGUCAACCUACAAACCGGAAACUUCAGAGCCCAGCACCACUGGGGCGACACCCGAGCUCUAUUCCCCCAACUCUCCCGCUGAGCUUCCAGAAAGACACCACCGAUGA